Messenger RNA from Thunnus maccoyii (southern bluefin tuna), 4194 nucleotides. RefSeq names its product rabphilin-3A-like. Gene Ontology annotation, cellular component: membrane. Bases 278 to 2119 code for a protein of 613 amino acids. Gene Ontology annotation, biological process: intracellular protein transport. The record is from RefSeq and is a predicted model, not a curated record. Gene Ontology annotation, molecular function: small GTPase binding. NCBI's taxonomy places the organism in Eukaryota, Metazoa, Chordata, Actinopteri, Scombriformes, Scombridae. The transcript has 18 exons.
UCCAGGGGUUUCCUUCCCAGGGUACCAAGGGCUUUCCAUCCUCCACGCAGGAUAGAAGAAGACCAGUUCCCACGCAUUGUGGAGAUCCGCGGUGACUGUAGCAACAGACUACUCCUACAGGAAAAAAAAUAAAAACUCGGGGUUUUGGUGACAGGAACCAUGCGCAAUGACUGACUCUGUGGUCGGAUCCAAGCGUUGCACAGAAAUUUAGUCCGCAUCAUUCAGCACUGCGAGAGAGAGAGGCUGGGCUGGACUCUCAGACUGUGAUAGUGUAGCCAUGACGGACACAGUGAUGAGCAGCAGUUCGGAUCGCUGGGUGUCCAACGACAGGCAGAGAACCAUGCAUGCGAGCGAUAAAGAGCAGGGCAACUGGACCAUGCAGCCAGGCCCUGGUUCUGGUCCAGACCUGACAGAUGAAGAGAAAGAGAUUAUAAACAGCGUGAUUGCGCGUGCUGAGAAAAUGGAGGCCAUGGAACAGGAGAGGAUUGGGCGCUUGAUAAACCGCCUGGACGACAUGAAGAAGACUGUGUGUGGGGAUGGAGUGUCCCGCUGCGUGCUGUGUGGGGAGCAGCUUGGCUCACCCGGGGUCAGCUCAGUGGUGUGUGAAGACUGCAAAAAGAACAUGUGUACCAAGUGUGGUACACAGUGCAGCAGUCGGCCACGCGCUGUGUGGCUAUGCAAGAUCUGCAGAGAACAGCGAGAGGUGUGGAAGAGGUCUGGUGCCUGGUUCUUUAAAGGUUUUCCUAAACAUUUCCUACCUGCGCCCAUGCCGUUAUCUAAACCAAGAGAGGAUGCAGCUGAGCCCCAAGGACCACCAGCCUCUGAGCCCAGGGGGUCAGCAACCCAGCCACAACCACCAGGGCUGGAGCCACAGGACCGCGCUGGUUACCCACCUGUGGCCCCUAAACCAUCAGCCGUGCGCAUGGCCACGGGUGGAGCAGGACCUGAAGAGGCAGGGCAGGGAAGCCCAGUGGUCAUGAAGAAGAUGGUGCCUGUCCAGAGCUCCAGACCGCAGCCUGCUGGUUCAGUGGCAGGAGAUGGGGGUGCCUACUCUUCUGGUGCAGUUCCUCCAGAGCAGAGAGCGCCCUCCGCAGUACGAGAGGACAGGAGGCAGCCCGCUGCCUACAGUGCUCCUCUCGCUCGACAGCAACCUCCCCCAGCUGCGGAGGAGGAGGAAGUCAACGACUAUGACUCUGAUGAAGCCACCACUCUGGGCUCUCUAGAGUUCAGUCUGCUCUAUGAACAGGAAAGCAACAGUCUCCACUGUAGCAUCCUCAAAGCAAAGGGAUUGAAGCCCAUGGAUUCAAAUGGUCUGGCAGAUCCUUAUGUCAAGCUUCAUCUGCUGCCAGGAGCUAGUAAGUCUACAAAGUUGCGCACAAAGACCUUGAGAAACACCCGCAACCCCAUGUGGAAUGAGACACUCACCUACCACGGCCUGACAGAUGAAGAUAUGCAGCGCAAGACCCUCAGGCUGUCUGUCUGUGAUGAAGACAAGUUCGGGCACAAUGAGUUUAUUGGGGAAACCCGAGUGGCGCUGAAGAAACUGAAACUGAACCAGAAGAAAAACUUUAACGUGUGUCUCGAGAGAGUUGCCCCUACGAAGAGAACCGCAACAGUCGGAGGAGCUCGAGGCAUCGCCCUCUACGAAGAUGAGACUGGGAAAGAUGGUGGAGAGGUAGAGGAGCGCGGUCGCAUCCUGAUCUCCCUCAUGUACAGCACCCAGCAGAACCGUCUGAUCGUGGGCGUCGUGCGCUGCGUUCAUCUGGCCGCCAUGGAUGCUAAUGGCUACUCUGACCCUUAUGUCAAAAUAGUCCUGAAACCUGACAUGGGGAAGAAGGCCAAGUGCAAAACGCAGAUCAAGAAGAGGACUUUGAACCCAGAGUUUAAUGAGGAAUUCGGCUACGACAUCAAACACAGCGAACUGGCCAAGAAGACUUUAGAUAUCUCUGUGUGGGAUUAUGAUAUUGGGAAGUCCAAUGACUACAUUGGUGGGUGUCAACUGGGGAUUACUGCCAAAGGAGAAAGGCUGAAGCACUGGUAUGAGUGUUUGAAGAACAAGGACAAGAAGAUUGAGCGCUGGCACACCUUGAUGAACGAGAAUCAUGUCGCUAGUGAUUAACCACUUGCCCCCCCCCUUGAUAUAGCAUGAGCUAAAACUCCCUACUUGGUUAGCAUUCAUCUCCUAAAGCACUUUUUUUUCCAUUUUAUUGUUUUUAAAAUAUUCUUUCACUACCAGACGAUCAAACAGGCACUGCUUUCACGCCUCCUUUCCUCUGAUGUAGUAUAUUCUUCUUUCCUGUCUUCUUAUUAACAAUUUCUCUGCCUGUGCUGAUACUUAAUCUGCCUCUGGGACAACUCAUGGCAUAAAUGAAUUAGCGAUUUCAUUAAUCUAACCAGGACAUCUGUUAAUGAACAGCUGCACAGACCAUCAUGCCUGUCAGUGAUGUUAUACAGUGUGCUGAACCUGACGCAUUCCUCGCAAAAGAAAAAUGAAGUUUGAAAUUGCACUGGCGCAGAACAAGAAAAGCAAUAUGUUAUGGCAUCCGAGGUUGCAACCGUCAUUCAAGCUCACAAAAGCCUCGAUUGAGCUCAUGCCUGAAAUUCAUUAGACUGUCAGGGUAUUAUUUUUUGAUUUCUCGUGUGAUUACGUCACGCUGUAGUGUAACACUUGAACUGUAUACGCAUGCCAAGCCACAGACAUAAGAGUACAUGCAGCUGCACCUUUCAAAUAUUCCAGCUGUGCCCACUGUCUUGAACAUGUUGUAUAUUUCCAUGAAGAAAUGUUUACAUACUGAUAUGUUGCUCAGGUUAGGAUAGAAAUAACAGAAAGCUGAUAAUAGGCCUACAAGAUGAUUCGUAAAUAAGUGGAGCAGGAGCUAGAUGACUCUUUCAUCAGUUGCUGUUAAUUUGUGAUUUAAAAUUAUAGCACACCUAGUUAAACAUGGGGAGUUUUUAUGUAUGGUUAUUUAAGCUGUGAAAUUUUGAGUUUGUGGGAAGUAUUAAGUGUGUGAUUAGAGAAGCUGAAAAGUGAACGCAAUGUUUAUUUUUUCAGUUUAUUUCUUAGUUGUGAUGAGAAUUGGCAGGAAAAAAAAGGAAUUUCCUCCUCACCUCUGCUCUUCUGAAGCUCGCGGUUCACUCUGACACCUCAGAGGUUUUCUAUGGCAGUUUUUACACUGAACGCACACGGUCCGGUUUCUUACAGGUUUCCCUAACAAAAUUUGCCUGCUGUACUUAACAGGGAGAGAAGGUGGAACAGGUUUUGUCAUAAGUAUGUGCAGCUUUACUUGCAUGCACUGUGCUCGUGACUCUCGUGUGCCUGGGGCAGUCGUGGCCUGCUUUUACCUUAACAUACCCUUUGCACAAAGCAGGGCCCCCCCUUUCCCCUUCUGCCACGCCCCAAUCAUUCAAGGCUUUAGUGUGUGUUUGUUCACUAAUCACAGCAAACCAAGGAAAGCACACCUUAACAAGUGGAAUGACCUCAAUUUAUAAAGCUGUUUGCAAGUUAUUCCAAAAACAAAGACAAAAACAAAAAAUCCUAUGCAUGAAAUGUCUUGUGGUUCAAGAUAUAUGUACUUUGUAAGAAAUUAACGCUAUUGUAAUUCCAUUAAUGUUUACACUUCUUCCCCAUAACAUUCCUGUUAAUACUUUAUAUACAAAAGGCCAUAUUCUGCAUGACUAUGGUGACUAUGGUGUAAUCUGAAUAAACUGGUCUGAUAGCAUCCACAGGAUAUAGGCUGAUAAUCUGAUAUCAACUGAGCACAUCAACAAGACUUUAUCCAACUCUACAAGUAGCAGACAUUGAGAUAAAAUUAAUUUACUUUGAAUGCCACUUUCUGUAAACACACAUUCAAUUCUCUCCAGUGUCUUAUUUUCUCUGCACAGCCACUCUGGCCCCAUGUGGCAGUGAUUCCAACACCUAUCAGUUUUUGUUUUUUUUUGGUUUUCUUUUCUCUUUCUUUUUUGUUAUAUUUUAGUGGAAGCAAUUACGGGUUGCUCUUUAUCUGAGGUGGGUAGUUAACGGGACACAGGCCUACAUAUGCCAAACCAACUGUUUAGUCUUCAUCCUUGAAGUCUUCUCUUGUCUAAAAUGGAAACAUUGUGCUUGGAAACACUUCAGAUAGAGUAUGAAUCUCGCCUUUUGUGUUGCUUGUCCAUGUUUGUUUUCGAAUGGGGUCAAACACCCUCUAUGACAGU